AUGGUUCUUGUGCGGGAGAAAAUGCUUCCCAGCCUCACCUUGCUGCUGCCGAUCUUUCAGGAAGCUGUUGAUCCACUGACAAGUGGAGGCCGGGUCUUUGAGCUGGAUGAGCUUCUGGUGGAGGAUGUCUCGGUUGAUAUUGUUGAGGUCCACAAACAGGAUCCUUGCGCUUUCAGGCAUGAUGGGGAGACAUUAUCAGGUCUUGAGGCCUUCGUUGUUUUCAGGCAUGGAAAGAGCCUAUUUACAUCUUCCUCUGAGAUCCUUAAUGCAGGCACGGGAUCUGAAGGUUUCGGUAGAGCAGAGGACGGCAGAUCCGUGGAGGUCCGAGUUUUUACAGAGAUCACCAAAUGGUGGCAGAAAACAACACAAAAACGAGCAGAAAACAAGAGGGCAAAGCACCGAGGCUGCCAUCAGCAGCACCAUCUUGGAUCUUUCGGCGAUGAUGAUGGGGAUGUGCUCUAUGCUAACUUUGGAGACAAUGUCACUUUGCAUUGUUUCUACACCUCCAGUGCCAAACAUCUUAGCUGGUACAAGCAGGUACCAGGAGAACCACCUCAGAUAAUAUCUUCUUUUUACAAACACCUUCCAGACUCCAACAUCUUCCACAAGCAGUUUAAGGACAGCAAGCAACUUUCAGUUUAUACUGGGGAAGGGCUCUUCAGUCUAAGGAUCUCCAAUGUCCAAGACCCCGAUUCAGCAUUGUACUACUGUGGCUACACCAUCAUUACUGUCACUGAGUUUGACAAAGGAACAUUUUUAUUGCUAAAAAAUUCCAGUUGCAGGUCUAUCCUCCACCAGCCAGACUCCAUCUCUGUCCAACCAGGAGGCUCUGUGACUCUGAACUGCACCGUGCUCACUGGAAACAUUAAUGGAGAGCACAGUGUUUACUGGUACAAGAAGAACUCAGAGGGAUCCCUUUUGGGAACAUUGUACACAAUGACACGCAGUGGUGGUCUGUGUGUUAGGAGCUCUGAGAACAAUUCUCCUUUGAACAGCUGUGUGUUCAGUUUACCAAAGAGGAAUGUGAGUGUUUCUGAUGCCGCAAUGUAUUACUGUGCUGUGGCUUCAUGUGGACAGAUCCUGUUUGGGGCAGGAACAAGAUUAAGUGUGGGAGAGAAACAGUUUGAAACCAUGUUGGUGCAUGGAGGGAUUGCAGCCCUGACUCUUUCUCUGAUCUUAAACAUAAUCUUGAUUUUUAUUCUCUGUCAAAAUGCCAGACGAAGAAAACAUCAAUUACAAGGAUCUCAUCAACAGCCAAAACAUGCUGCUGACACUCAGAAUGAAGAAUUCACGGCGGUACAGUAUGCAGCCCUGGAUUUCAAACAGAAGCCAGACGCAAGAAACAGACAGGAGAACAAAGAGGAGGACACAAUUUACUCCAGAGUCAGACAAUCCAACCUGAAGUGAUUGGGAUGUUUAAAUAGAACAGGCACUGCUGCUUCUUGCUUUCUGAUAUCUGUGCUUAUAAUAAUUAACAAGGACUGGGUCGGAACAUUUAGCUGGUGGCUACAAGGCUUAUCUACAGGGUAACGGCUGCUUUGUAAUAUAGACUAUGUGCUGUCCCUGACUAAAUAGACUUAAAAGAAUAAAUCCACAGCAGAGUAUAGCGCAAAAAAGGAGAUGUUUUCGAUGGUUUAUGUGUAAAAUGACACUGUUAUCAGCUUUGGCUCAGUCAGGAUCAGCCAGAUAGAAAUCCUGUGUUUUAUUGGCUGGUACCUGCUAUACCACAGAGCACCUCGGUCAAAAAAUUUAAAAUAUUUCAACUUUGAUUGGAGGGAAAGCUCUAACAAACAAAAAGCUCUUGUGUUUUGCUCCAUGCAGCACAAAACCAUUGUUGCUUGACAAAUUGAAUAUACAAUGUUUAUAAGGAGACUAAAAGAGUUCAAAUUAUUUGCUAUUGCCAAAUCUGACACAACAGAGGUUGUAAGUUCAAAUGUUAAAAGAGAACAACAUUUCUGUAGUCUUUUCAGCCUUCCUGUUCUGUGCUAAAAGCCUGGUUCUCUAUUGCUUGACCUUGGUUUGUCUGUUUUCAGUAGGAUUUGAUAACUUUUACGGGGAAUGUAUUCACUGACUGUGAAAAGAAUUUAUUAUUAAUCUUUAAGCCAGCAGGUAAAGUGGCAGUCAAGCUGAAAAUUAGCCAAUUACAGUCAACCGCCAAUUGCUCUGUGAUCUUUGUCUUUAUUCAUUCUUACGCUUAACUUCAAAGGUAAUAAGCAAAUAUACCCAUAUAUAAGCAAAUUA
Girardinichthys multiradiatus is the source of this 2241-nucleotide messenger RNA. RefSeq lists its product as uncharacterized. Bases 1 to 1407 code for a protein of 468 amino acids. Lineage: Eukaryota; Metazoa; Chordata; Actinopteri; Cyprinodontiformes; Goodeidae. The record is from RefSeq and is a predicted model, not a curated record. Gene Ontology annotation, biological process: response to bacterium. The transcript is spliced from 9 exons.